Molecule: messenger RNA, 1161 nt
Organism: Fusarium coffeatum
Lineage: Eukaryota; Fungi; Ascomycota; Sordariomycetes; Hypocreales; Nectriaceae
Exons: 2
Coding region: 1-1161 (386 amino acids)
Biological process (GO): epoxide metabolic process
Molecular function (GO): epoxide hydrolase activity
Source: RefSeq, a predicted model, not a curated record
AUGGCCCAAUCAAACAGCGACUCUAUCCGACCUUUCAAGGUUUCUAUCAAUCAAUCUGACCUUGAUUACUUGCAAACCCGCCUUGAUAUGACAAGAUGGCCGGAGAAGGAGCUCGUUAAUGACUGGUCUCAAGGUGUUCCGCUUGCAGCAAUCAAAGACCUUUACACGUACUGGAAAUCAGAAUACGAUUGGCGGCGCUGCGAAACGUGGCUUAAUUCUUAUCCCCAAUUUACGACAACCAUAGAUGGAGUGGAAAUCUACUUCCUGCAUAUCCGGUCGAAGCUUGAGAAAGCCACACCACUUUUGCUGACUCACGGUUGGCCUGGGUCGGUUUUGGAGUUUAGGAAUGUCAUUGAUAAGCUCAACAACCCUGAAGAUUCUGGAGACGCAUUUCAUCUGGUUAUUCCGGCAUUGCCAGGCUAUGGAUUCUCGGGGAAACCAAACGAGACUGGCUGGGGCCAUGAGCGUACGGCGCAAGCCUGGGCAGAGUUGAUGAGGCGGCUGGGCUACGAUGAGACUGGAUGGGUAGCUCAAGGUGGGGAUUGGGGUGCUUUCGUGGUUGCGAGCCUCGGUCAUCAAGCUCCGAAAGGCUUGAUGGCUGUCCAUUUUAAUUCCAUCUACUUCGAGAACAAGGCAGGUUUCACAGUCAUCCGUCUGCAGGAAGCUGAACAAAAGGCAAUGCGUUUAGACAAGUUCAGAGACACUGGUUUCAAAGGCUAUUCUCUCGAACAAGCCACGAAGCCCCAAACUAUCGGGUACGCCCUCGCAGACUCUCCCGUUGCCCAAGCAUCCUGGAUCUACGAAAAGUACCACGACUGGACCGAUCACGAUGGUGACGUAGAAGCGCUAUUCAGCAAAGAUGAAAUGCUCGACACAAUCAUGUUAUACUGGCUCUCGAACUCUGGGGCUUCAUCUGCUCGAUAUUACUGGGAAUGCGCUUCUGCCGCGACAGCAUGGAAGAUUGAUCUUCCGGUUGGGGUGAGUUGGUUCAACGGUGACAAUAGUUAUGCGCCAAGGGAGUGGUGUGAGAGGUACUAUAAGAAUAUUAUGCAUUGGAAUGAGUUGGAGAGGGGCGGUCACUUUGCUGCUUGGGAACAGCCAGAGGCUUUUGUGAAGGAGAUAAGGGCCUGGCACAAGAAGGUGAAGGACAUCACUCCGUAA